CUUCCGCAAGUCCUUGUCUAUCAUGGUCUGUUCCCGACAUCGCCGUCACAACCGCGAAUGGCCGUUUCCAUUGAACUAUUGUCUUUCUAUUGUGCGCUUUUUGAGUGCUCUUGUGAUGCAAUCAAUGCUCUUGCAUCUGCUCUCAAGACACAUUAUUCCCGCAGGGGCUACCAAAUGACAGACGCUAAAGUG
Suillus discolor is the source of this 192-nucleotide messenger RNA. RefSeq lists its product as uncharacterized. NCBI's taxonomy places the organism in Eukaryota, Fungi, Basidiomycota, Agaricomycetes, Boletales, Suillaceae. The record is from RefSeq and is a predicted model, not a curated record. The annotation marks the transcript as partial. The transcript has a single exon.